UCAGGCGGACACCAAGCACUCUCUUACGUAGCCAUCCACAGGGAUAGAACUAACAACAACAGAGUCUGAUCCGCUUAACAAAUUUACCUGCUUGGUCGCUGAACCAUGUCGUUGAGCCCAAAGCACACAACGCCUUUUUCAGUGACAGACAUUCUGAGUCCUAUCGAGGAGUCCUACAAGAAGUUUGCUGGUAUGGACAGUGCAGGGAAUCUCACCUCUCAUUUGGGAGCCUACCGACAGUCCCAAGUUUCUCAGACCAGCAUGCAGCAACACAGCAUGAGCCAUAAUGCUGCUGUGGCCACUACUUACCACAUGCCACACAGUGUGUCCCAGUUUUCACAUAGUGCCAUGGGGGGAUAUUGUAAUGGGACCAUUGGCAACAUGGGAGACCUCCCUUCAUAUCAAGAGACCAUGAGGAACAGCGCAGCUGCCACUGGCUGGUAUGGAACAAACGCAGACCCCAGAUACUCAACAAUUUCACGAUUUAUGGGACCUUCAACUGGUAUGAACAUGGCAGGUAUGGGAACAUUAACUGGUAUGGCUGAUGCUGCAAAGUCUAUGGCACCUCUUCAUGCUAUGCCCAGACGAAAGAGGAGGGUGCUAUUUUCUCAAGCACAAGUUUAUGAGCUGGAAAGGAGAUUCAAACAGCAGAAGUACCUUUCUGCACCUGAAAGGGAACAUCUGGCUAGUAUGAUCCACCUCACUCCAACUCAAGUCAAGAUCUGGUUUCAAAAUCACAGGUACAAGAUGAAAAGACAAGCAAAGGACAAAGCAACCCAACAACUUCAGCAAGAGAACACCAUGUGUCAGCAGCAGCAGUCGCCUCGACGAGUGGCAGUGCCCGUGCUGGUAAAAGAUGGGAAGCCUUGCCAGAAUUCCAGUACACCAACACCCAGCCAACAGACCUCCCAGCAACAAACAGGCAAUUCUAGUGUUCUACCUGCCUCUAGCAAUGCCCUAUCUCAGCAUCAAAGCCAGCAAGUGAAUACCUUAGCUCAGGGCCCAGAUCUAGAGGAGAUGUCGCCAAGCCCUCCUUCACUUCAUAACCCAGUAGCCACUAUGGUGCAAAUGGACACAUCUGCUGUAGACUACACCAGUGGCAUGGUCAACGCUAACCUGCUCUAUGGCAGGACUUGGUAACCAGUGGCAGACUUUAUUUCCUGGAUACAUCUUCAAGGAACUGUGCUGCACUGUUACACUGAGUUUGCAACAUUUUUAUACUUACCCACGGGGAUGUCUUCCUCAUGAAACACUGGCCCUCGACUGACAUUUAGUUCUUCAAACUGAAGUUCGGAGUGUUGCAAAAGUUGGAGUUGCUGAAACUGUGCACUGCAGCAACCGAUAUUCUGGAUGCAUACGGAUAGACAGGAUUGCAAAAGCGGCACUCCUUUAAAAUUAUUGUCUUCUUAUGUUCAGGUAUAAAACUGUCUGGAUGCUAUGUCUCAGUGUACUACAUGAAAUCUUUCAAUUCUCAUGUGAACUUAUAUGAGACUAUAGCAUAACUGUCAACUUCGGAAAUAUUUGACUGAGACAAAAAUCUACGACUUGUAUGACAUAUUGUUUCAAGAAGAUAAUAAGCAAAAUGUAAGACUUUCUUCUGGCUAAUUUAAACUCUAGAUGGAUGGUGUAUAUGUGUUUCAAACCAAUUGAACGUUAACAAUAAAUCACUUGAACUGCAA
Protopterus annectens (West African lungfish) is the source of this 1679-nucleotide messenger RNA. RefSeq names its product NK2 homeobox 4 (gene NKX2-4). Gene Ontology annotation, cellular component: nucleus. Gene Ontology annotation, biological process: regulation of transcription by RNA polymerase II; cell differentiation. The transcript is spliced from 2 exons. Lineage: Eukaryota; Metazoa; Chordata; Ceratodontiformes; Protopteridae. The record is from RefSeq and is a predicted model, not a curated record. Bases 106 to 1140 code for a protein of 344 amino acids. Gene Ontology annotation, molecular function: RNA polymerase II cis-regulatory region sequence-specific DNA binding; DNA-binding transcription factor activity, RNA polymerase II-specific.